This is a messenger RNA of Sturnus vulgaris (Common starling), 2872 nucleotides long. It is a transcript of the gene FGFR3, whose product is annotated as fibroblast growth factor receptor 3. Gene Ontology annotation, cellular component: plasma membrane; signaling receptor complex. The record is from RefSeq and is a predicted model, not a curated record. Gene Ontology annotation, molecular function: fibroblast growth factor binding; ATP binding; fibroblast growth factor receptor activity. Gene Ontology annotation, biological process: positive regulation of kinase activity; protein phosphorylation; fibroblast growth factor receptor signaling pathway. NCBI's taxonomy places the organism in Eukaryota, Metazoa, Chordata, Aves, Passeriformes, Sturnidae.
CGCGGCGGCGGAGCGGAGCGGUGAGCGGCGGCAGCAUGCGGCGGCCGGGGGAUGUCUGAGGCGGGCGGUGCGGCGGCGGCCGCGCUGCCCCGGCGCCGCUCCGGAGGCAUGCGGGCGGCCUGGGGCUCCGUCUGGUGCCUGUGCCUGGCGGCGGCCGUCGGCGGGAUGCCGGCGGCGCGGCGGCAAGGAGGCAAGGCGGCGGCGGCGGCGAGGAGCGGCGGGCAGCCGGCAGAAUACUUGAGGAGUGAGACCGCCUUUCUGGAAGAGUUGGUGUUUGGAAAUGGAGAUACCAUUGAACUUUCCUGUAACACCCAAGGCUCUUCUGUGUCUGUUUUCUGGUUUAAAGAUGGUAUUGGAAUUGCACCUACCAACAGAACUCAUAUUGGACAAAAACUGUUGAAGAUAAUCAAUGUGUCAUAUGAUGACUCAGGGCUGUACAGUUGCAAGCCAAGGCAUUCCAACGAGGUCCUGGGAAACUUUACAGUCAGAGUUACAGAUUCCCCUUCAUCAGGUGAUGAUGAGGAUGACGAUGAUGAGUCAGAAGAUACAGGUGUCCCCUUCUGGACCCGGCCAGAUAAGAUGGAGAAGAAGCUGCUGGCAGUUCCCGCCGCCAACACCGUUCGCUUCCGAUGUCCGGCGGGUGGAAACCCAACUCCUUCCAUCUACUGGCUGAAAAAUGGCAAGGAGUUCAAAGGGGAGCACAGGAUUGGGGGCAUUAAGCUGCGACACCAGCAGUGGAGCCUGGUGAUGGAGAGUGUUGUGCCAUCAGAUCGGGGCAAUUACACCUGUGUCGUGGAGAACAAAUACGGCAACAUUAGGCACACGUACCAGCUUGAUGUGUUAGAAAGGUCACCCCACCGACCAAUCCUGCAAGCAGGGCUCCCUGCCAACCAGACUGUGGUGGUGGGGAGCAAUGUGGAGUUUCACUGCAAGGUCUACAGUGAUGCCCAGCCUCACAUCCAGUGGCUGAAACACGUGGAAGUCAAUGGCAGCAAAUAUGGACCCGAUGGGACCCCGUAUGUCACAGUGCUGAAGACGGCAGGUGUUAACACAACGGAUAAGGAGCUAGAGAUUCUGUACUUGCGAAAUGUAACUUUUGAGGAUGCUGGGGAAUAUACUUGUCUCGCAGGGAAUUCUAUUGGGUUCUCACAUCACUCUGCUUGGCUGACGGUGCUACCAGCUGAGGAGCUCAUGGAGAUGGAUGAUUCGGGCUCAGUGUACACUGGCAUUCUCAGUUAUGGCACUGGCUUUUUCCUCCUUCUCCUGGUGCUGGUCUUGGUGAUUGUCUGGAGGAUGAAAAUGCCAAACAAAAAAGCCAUGAACACCCCCACUGUUCAGAAAGUCUCCAAAUUCCCACUCAAGAGACAGCAGGUGUCGCUGGAGUCCAACUCUUCCAUGAAUUCCAACACGCCCCUGGUCCGGAUCACGCGCCUCUCCUCCAGCGAUGGGCCAAUGCUGGCCAACGUUUCCGAGCUGGAGCUGCCCCCAGAUCCCAAGUGGGAAUUGACACGUUCUCGCCUGACCCUGGGGAAGCCGCUUGGCGAGGGGUGUUUCGGCCAAGUGGUGAUGGCAGAAGCGAUUGGGAUUGAUAAGGACAAGCCAAACAAGGCCAUCACAGUUGCUGUCAAGAUGUUAAAAGAUGAUGCCACAGACAAAGACCUUUCUGACCUGGUGUCUGAGAUGGAAAUGAUGAAAAUGAUUGGGAAGCACAAAAACAUCAUUAACCUCCUCGGUGCCUGCACACAGGAUGGACCACUGUAUGUGCUGGUGGAAUACGCGUCAAAGGGGAACUUGCGGGAAUACCUCAGGGCACGUCGCCCACCUGGCAUGGACUAUUCCUUUGACACCUGCAAGCUGCCCGAGGAGCAGCUGACCUUUAAGGACCUGGUUUCCUGUGCCUACCAGGUGGCACGGGGCAUGGAGUACUUGGCAUCUCAGAAAUGCAUUCAUCGCGACUUGGCAGCCAGGAACGUGUUAGUCACUGAAGAUAAUGUGAUGAAAAUAGCUGAUUUUGGCCUCGCUAGAGACGUUCACAACAUUGACUAUUACAAGAAAACCACCAAUGGUCGGCUGCCUGUGAAAUGGAUGGCUCCAGAAGCCUUGUUUGACCGGGUCUAUACUCACCAGAGCGAUGUCUGGUCUUUUGGAGUGCUACUAUGGGAGAUCUUCACUUUGGGAGGGUCACCAUACCCUGGAAUUCCCGUUGAGGAGCUCUUCAAGCUCUUGAAGGAAGGCCAUCGGAUGGACAAACCUGCAAACUGCACCCAUGAUUUGUACAUGAUCAUGCGGGAGUGCUGGCACGCCGUCCCCUCGCAGCGACCCACCUUCAAGCAGCUGGUGGAAGACCUGGACAGGGUCCUCACCGUGACAUCCACUGAUGAGUACCUGGACCUCUCGGUGCCCUUCGAGCAGUACUCGCCGGCCGGCCAGGACACCCACAGCACCUGCUCCUCAGGGGACGACUCGGUCUUUGCACAUGACCUGCUGCCCGAUGAGCCCUGCCUGCCCAAGCACCCGCCCUGCAACGGCGUCAUCCGGACGUGAGGACCCCCAGGGCACAGGGACAGACGGACAGACGGACGGACAGACGGGCAGUGUGCCCGUGGAGGCGCGGGUGUGGGGCGCCGGGCGUGAAACGUAGUGAAGGAUCUUCCAGUGGAACUCUGUGAUGGUGCCUGGAGAUUUGUGUUGUUGACAAGCUGUUCAGGGUAAAAACAAAACAAAACAAAACAAACAAAAAAAAAAAAAAAAAAGACUUUUUUUUAGAAUUUUUUUUUUAUAUUUUUUUUUCCUUAUUGCUGUAUGAAAAGUCAAGAAGCACUGUUUGGCCUGAAGGAACUAAUCUCUUGCCAAGAUGAUCUAUCCUAGAUGA